AUGCUGGUCGUCACAUGCCUGUCCAUCUUGGCCGUCGACUUUCCAAUCUUCCCACGUCGAUUCGCAAAGGUCGAAACUUGGGGGACGUCCCUGAUGGACCUGGGUGUCGGGUUGUUUGUCUUUUCGGCCGGUGUCGUGUCGGCCAGAUCGGUCGUCAAGAGAAAGUCCGGCACUCUGACGACGACAUCAUCAUCAUCAUUCACGUCUCGGUUUCUCGUGUCGCUUCGUCACGCCUUUCCCCUUUUCGUUCUGGGGGUGGUCCGACUCUUGUCGGUGAAGAAUCUCGAUUACGCCGAACACGUCACCGAGUACGGUGUACACUGGAAUUUCUUCUUCACCCUGUGUCUGUUACCACCGUUUGUCGAAAUAUCCGACACUCUAUUCAUGGGUCGUCACCACGCCGUGGUGGUACCCCUCUACGGGUACGACGUCUUGGCCGUCGCCAUCAGCUUUACCUACGAGAUCAUCCUCAACAGUCACCCUACCUUGUUGAGGUACAUCUUGAUUUCUGAACGUGGUCCUGGUUGGUUGUCCAAAAACCGCGAGGGGGUUUUUUCCUUUGUCGGUUACCUUGCGAUUUUUUUGGCCGGUAGAGGUACUGGUGGACAAGUCGUCACGUUCAACUUGCCAUCAUCAUCAUCAUCAUCAUCAUCAUCAUCAUCGACAGCCAGUACCAAGACCAAGUCUCGACCGAUACCUCCUCCCAUCGAAACGCGUCGAGAAAGACUUUUGCUUCUUCGGACCCUUUUCAUCCGAACCAUGAUUUAUUCUUCGUUGUUCAUCUUCACCACCGACCAUCACUGGUACGGUGGUAACCUGACCGUUUCUCGACGUCUGGCAAACCUACCCUAUGUCCUUUGGGUGGCCGCUUUCAACAACGCCCAACUCUUCUUGUUCGGGGUCGUCGAACAUUUGGGGCCCGACUUUUCUUAUUCUACCAACGUCGACACCAACACCACCAACAACAACGACAACAACAACUCGGACGGCGACUCGAAACAAAAGGUCAUCGCGACGACCGGCAGCACCUCACGAAUCCUCGGCGCGUUCAACAACAACGGUCUGGCGAUUUUCUUGAUCGCCAACCUAUUGACCGGUCUGGUCAACCUCACCCUCAACACCCUAGACAUGGCCCCCUUGUCCGCCAUGGCCAUUUUGGUCUCGUACGCCGCCGUCGUGACCGCGGUCGCUUUGGGCCUGGAUCGCUCGGGUAUCAAAAUCAAGCUAUAG
This is a messenger RNA of Exophiala oligosperma, 1230 nucleotides long. RefSeq lists its product as uncharacterized. The record is from RefSeq and is a predicted model, not a curated record. The transcript has a single exon. Gene Ontology annotation, molecular function: glucosaminyl-phosphatidylinositol O-acyltransferase activity. Lineage: Eukaryota; Fungi; Ascomycota; Eurotiomycetes; Chaetothyriales; Herpotrichiellaceae. Gene Ontology annotation, biological process: protein localization to plasma membrane; GPI anchor biosynthetic process. Gene Ontology annotation, cellular component: endoplasmic reticulum; membrane. Bases 1 to 1230 code for a protein of 409 amino acids.